AUGACGACAGGUCUCUCAUUGGCCAUUUAUGGGUUCAAACCAGUGCCGAGAAAUUUCGAGGCGGCCGGUAUUUUUUGGGAGACCCGGGUGGUGAGGGAUCGACUAACAUUGGGAUUAUGCACUCUACCAGUUUGCAGGGUGAUUCCCGAUUGUUUUGGAAAACGCUCGAAUUCGGACUCAACUCUACAAAAGGAUGAUGUUGGGACAAGUGAGGCUCGUUUGGACGCGUUUGAUACUGAUGAUGAACGGUAUGAAAAAUACCUUUACAACCUCGAUCCAAAUGAUACAAAGAAUCAGGAUCAUUACAAGGUUCUUGGCAUCAAAAAGCUUCGCUACAAGGCAACCAUGGAAGAGAUUCGAUUAGCUUAUCGCCAAAAAGUUCUGAAACAUCACCCGGACAAGAAGAAACACAAAGGAAUCGUUCUUACAUCUGGUGAAGACUACUUUACCUGCAUCACGAAAGCUUAUGAGCAAAUUGGGGUUUCUGAAACCAAACGCAGAGCAUUUGACUCGAUUGACCCUAAAUACAACGAUGAUGUCCCCACCGAGAAGUCCAUCAAUGCUGAUAAUUUCUUCACAGCGUUAGCACCAAUUUUUGAGCUUAACUCCAGGUUUUCCACUAUUCAACCGGUUCCUCUGCUUGGUGAUUUGGAGAGCUCUCGAGCUGAUGUUGAUGAUUUUUAUGCCUUUUGGUUCAGUUGGACCUCGUGGAGAGAGUACAGUUAUUUGGAUGAGCAGGACAAAGAAAAAGGAGAAGAUCGCUGGGAAAGGAGGGAGAUGGAAAAGGCAAAUAAGGUUGAACGAGAGCGACGUCGGAAAGAGGAAAUGAAGCGGAUAAGCAACUUGGUUCAUAUGGCUCACAACAAGGAUUUGCGAAUUCAAAAGUUCAAGAAAGAGGAUUUAGAGGCAAAGGAAAAAGCCAAGGAAGAAAAGGCGAAGUUGCGUCGAGAGCGACAAGAAGCCGAAGAACAGGAGAAGAAGCGAAUCAAGGAUGAAGCUGAUCGGAUAAAACAGGCUGAGGAACAAAAGGAAAAGGAAGCUCGAGAAGAACAAAAGCGUCAACGUGAAGCAUUGAAAAGCGCAAAACGGGAGCAAACGAAGAGGCUAGAAGCUUUAUGCGAGAAAUUCAAUUACUGGGUUGAUGAUGACAAAGAGAAGCUUCUGGAAAUGGAACGCAUUGGAAGGUUGAACUUCUUGCUUGAAACGGACGAGUUAUCGAAGUUGUGUGACGAGCUAGAGAAUUUGAAGUUAACCAAUGAGGCAGCUCGAGAGUUGCUUACUGAACAUGAGAAUGUGAAAAACAAAGCAAAAAUGGAGAUGGCCAACAAAGCGAGCAAUAAAGAGAAUAAUGUAAAGGAGAAUGAUGUUGUGCUUUGGAGCAAUGAGGAGAUUCUGCUAGUUACAAAGGCAGCUAACUUGUAUCCAGCCGGUACGAUAGAUCGAUGGAUUGUAAUUGCCGAUUAUGUAAAUGAACAUCGAAAGGACAAAAGCAAUCCGAAGAAAACUGAGAAACAAGUCAUUGUGCAGACAAAAUUGAUUCAAACGGGAGCUGCAAAGCCCACAGCGUCGGCUCAGAACAAACUCGGAACCCAACUUCCCGAUGAGGAUAAAUGGAGUGCUAGCGAGCAAAAGGCCUUGGAGGAAGCUUUGAGAAAACAUCCGGCUUCCGAUCCAGAACGAUGGGAUAAGAUUGCUGCUGAUGUGCCCGGGCGAACCAAGAAAGCUUGCAUCAAACGAUUCAAAUAUCUCGCCGAGUUGGUCAAGAAUCAAAAGAAA
Molecule: messenger RNA, 1776 nt
Organism: Mesorhabditis belari
Lineage: Eukaryota; Metazoa; Nematoda; Chromadorea; Rhabditida; Rhabditidae
Source: the annotation of a GenBank genome assembly